AUGGAUGAGUUUUGUUGUGAUAUCAAGAGUUGGUAUGUUCAUCCUAGUGGUUUGAAUGCUUAUGAAGUGAGAAAUGGCUUCCACUCAUAUGGAGUGAACUUAGAGGGGAUGUACUGUACAUGCAGACUUUGGGAGUUGUUUGGGAUCCCUUGUGUCCAUGCCCAAGCAACCAUAAUUUACACACAACAGGAUCCAACUAGAUUCAUCAACACAUGGUUUGGUAAUGACAAGUUUUUAGCUACUUAUAAUUCUAACAUCCUUCCUAUUAAUGACAAUAAUAUGUGGGAACCAACACCUUACACCAAACCACUACCACCUGUUGAAAGAAGGAUGCCAAGAAGGCCUUGUAUGAAAAGGAAAAGGCAUGUUUCUGAGCAUGAAGACAGAGGGUCUACCAGUGUUUAUGAAGAAGGUGAAAGUUUUGGGAAAAAAGAACCUGAGAUUGAGACUCAAUUUGUCACCCAAACAACACCUAAUGUUGAGAGUAAAUUUGUCACCCAAACAGCACCUACUGUUGACAGUGAACAUGUACCAGAAACACAGGAAGCAGUUGUUGAGAUUGAUGUUGAAGGUGAUGGUCUUGAUAUGGCUGAUCUAGAUCAAAUACUACAUGAUUUGAGUUACCUUAGAGAGUCAAAAUACAGUGAAGCAGAAAUCCUUUUGUGUCUUAAUAUCACCCAAUCACAACUUAAAGGAUUUGAUGCUUUGCUUCGCCAAUCCAAAAAAGUUGCAAAUGAUGUGUCUUUUGAGAGUGAACAUGUACCAGAAACACAAGAGGACGAUGAUGAAAACAAGGGGGAGAGUGGCUAUGAAGAUGGAGUUAAAGAUGAUGAAGAUGGAGUUGAAGAUGAUGAACAGGGAGUUGAUGAUGAAGAUGGAGCUGAGGAUGAUGAAGAGGGAGUUGAUGAUACUAAAGUUAGGGUUAGAACUCAAGUUAGGUCUUCACUUUCCCCGAACUCAAAUCGGCCACCAAUGGCUUCAACCGAUAAGCAAAGAUCGGCGAAGGUGGUUUCGGGUGUGUCUACAUCGGCGGCAUUAAAUCCGAUCAAGACUCGUCAACAGGUAGAAAUACUGAAACCCAAAUUGGCAACACCAGAUGCUAUAUGUUUUAUUGGUAGGAGAUUCAGUGAUGACAUGGUUCAGGCUGACAAGAGUUUGUAUCCUUUCAAGAUCACUGGAGAACGCAAUGACAAGCCUGUGAUUUUAGUUACGUACAAAGGUGAAGAGAAAAAAUUCUCAGCUGAAGAAAUUUCAUCAAUAGUUCUCGCCUGA
Molecule: messenger RNA, 1272 nt
Organism: Lactuca virosa
Lineage: Eukaryota; Viridiplantae; Streptophyta; Magnoliopsida; Asterales; Asteraceae
Source: the annotation of a GenBank genome assembly